AUGGACCUCACCAACCGCUCAAAGCCCAACUCCGUCGCGCUCGAAACCACCCUCCUCGUCCACGGCGUCCCCCCAGAAUCCUCCCAACCACUCAACGAUGAACUCGCACAGAUUGUCACCGACCAAGGCGCUCACCCGACACUCAUCGGACUCGUCAACGGCAAGCCAACCGUCGGGAUGACCAACGAAGAGCUCGCAUCGAUGCUCUCCGCAAACUCAGUCCUCAAAGCAAACACCGCCAACCUCGGCGUCGCGAUGCAUCAACAAGUCCACGCCGCGACCACCGUCAGCACCACGAUGGAACUCGCAUCCGCCGCUGGAGUCCGCGUCUUCGCGACCGGAGGAAUCGGAGGCGUUCACCACGGAUACGGCGAGCACCUCGAUAUCUCCAGCGACCUCGCCGCGUUCACACGCUUCCCCGUCGCCGUCGUCACCAGCGGCGUCAAGUCCAUCCUCGAUGUCGAAUCCACACGCGAAGCACUCGAAACUCUCGGCGUCCUCGUCAUCGGAUACAAGACCGACUCAUUCCCCGCCUUCUACCUGAGGGAGUCGGAUGCACAGGUCGAUGUCCGCAUCGACGACCCAAGCGAACUCGCCGCGCUCAUCUAUUCAGAGCUCAGCCGAACCGGACGAGGCAUCGUGGUCGCCAACCCCAUCCCACAGCAACACGAGCUGAACCACACCGACUGGAACGCUUGGUUGAGCGACGCCCAGACCCAUGCCAAGAGCAUCGGCGCCUCAGGCCGCGACGCGACUCCAGCGAUUCUUUCCCGUCUGCACCAAAUCUCUGAGGGCGCAACACUUGCAGCUAAUCUGGAGCUCGUCAAAUCAAACGCGGCCCUCGCCGGGAAACUCUCGGCUCACAUGAGCUCCAUGCGUUCCUAA
Messenger RNA from Symbiodinium sp. CCMP2592, 885 nucleotides. Lineage: Eukaryota; Dinophyceae; Suessiales; Symbiodiniaceae. The record is from the annotation of a GenBank genome assembly.